GUGAGUGUUUGCUGUUGUCAUUCACAAAUGCUGCUCUUUGUGACUCUUACUCAAAGUUGUAAUCUCACUUGUACCUACUGCGGUUCGGAUGAGAACUACGAGGACAUUGAGAACAUUACUCUCGAUGAGUACGAACGAGACACUCAUCCAAAGGAAAUGACUUACGACAUUUCAAAGUUGGAGCCAUUUAAAGAGAUUGAGGAUCUGGCGAUUUGCUUCUAUGGUGGCGAGCCGUUGCUGAAAACGCGUGUGAUUUAUAAGAUUAUGGACAUGUUCCCGAAUGCUCGUUUCUGUUUGCAAACAAACGCAACUCUGCUCAAAACCGUUAAGGAGGAUUAUCUAAUGAAGAUAGACACGAUUCUGUGCUCGAUCGACGGUCGUCCCGAAAUCACGAAUCGUUGCCGCGGUGCGAACACCUACGAGCGAAUCCUUGAGAACGUGGAGUGCAUCAAAGCCAAGGGCUACAGUCACGACUUGGUGGCGCGUAUGACGGUGAGCGUGGAGCAGCAAGGCGAUAUUUACGAGGAACACGUUCACUGGCAAUUGGAUUGCAACUGGGACACUCCCGAGUCCCAACGCAUCCUCGACUGGUGCCACUGGCGCGACACCUCCUACAACCCGGGCAUUUCGCGCCUCGCCAGCGAGUUUGAGCGCGUUCUGCUCACCGAGCAUCGCAUCUUGCCGAUUGCUCCAUUCACAGGAAUUCUCUAUUCCUUCCUGCGCGGAGAACGCGUUACCGGUGUUCGCUGCGGCAGCGGAAUCACGUCCUUCAAUAUCACCACGGGAGGCGGCGUGAGCAGCUGCCCGAUCGCUGCUGAGUUGGAAUGCAUCACGUACAUCCACAACAAAGAUUUCGAUCCUAAAAAAUUGCUGAAUUCGGAGAAAGUGGGCGAGCCGUGCGUUUCAUGCGAUAUUUUCCAUGAGUGCGGAGGGAGAUGCUUGUAUGCGAACCAGACCAAGUGGUGGGGCGAGGAAGGCUUCCUGGAGGUCUGCAAGACCAUUCGACACUUAAUGGACGAAAUGCAUCGCAUUCUGCCUGCUGUGCAGAAGGUCAUUGAGGAGGGAGUCUUUACGGUGGAGGAUUUCCACUAUCCUACUUACAACAACAGCAUCGAAGUCAUUCCGUAAGCGGGAAAGGUCCUCUU
This is a messenger RNA of Blastocystis hominis, 1145 nucleotides long. RefSeq lists its product as hypothetical. The record is from RefSeq and is a predicted model, not a curated record. Lineage: Eukaryota; Bigyra; Opalinata; Blastocystidae. Bases 28 to 1128 code for a protein of 366 amino acids. The transcript has 9 exons. Gene Ontology annotation, molecular function: oxidoreductase activity; iron-sulfur cluster binding.